This is a messenger RNA of Suillus plorans, 1077 nucleotides long. RefSeq lists its product as uncharacterized. The record is from RefSeq and is a predicted model, not a curated record. The transcript is spliced from 2 exons. Lineage: Eukaryota; Fungi; Basidiomycota; Agaricomycetes; Boletales; Suillaceae. The coding region runs from base 1 to 1077 and encodes 358 amino acids.
AUGACGACCAUUGAACUCGACUGUUUAGUGACAACUGAACCUCAAUCCCUGGAAAAUGGCUCACUAGGCCACCUACUCCCUCUGAUCUUCAAGCCUUUCACACUCAAAGUUCCUCAGGCACACACACUUCGAAUCAAACUCAGUAAAAUUCUUCAUUGCAACACAUGGAUUAACACAAUCUUCAGUCAAAACUCUCUGGAUGAUAUCGUGCCAUUGUAUGAUAGCCAAGCCGGACUUUGGAACUGGGCACUUCCAAUGACACCUCCUCAGUCAUCUAUCAACUCAAAUGAUGCUCUUCCUCAGCCGGGUGUCACCCAUGAAGAGAUAUUCUUGUCAUUCCUCAAUGCUCUUUGUACUGCUAUGGCUGAAGCAGAAGACAAGCUAAUCACGCUACCUGCAACUUGCACAUGGAGUGCAAGCAAUUCCACGGUUGCAGUGUCUGGUAGCGAUAUCAAGCCCAAGCCUGAUCUUGUGCUAUCCGAUGAUAUCAAGCCCAGUCAGUACAAGCCUGCACAGUGGAUUGCAAAGGCUGCAGAUACCCAGGCAUAUCUACUCCUCAGCAAUCAGCCCUGGAGACAUUUCGCACUCGUUCUAUCAUUCACACAUCAAUAUUGUGAACUCAGGGUCUUGUUGUAUGACCAUGCUGGUGGUGUUGUGACCCCUAGCAUCAAAAUCCAGCAGAGUCCAGAUGCAUUCGCCCAAAUUAUUGCUUCUGUUGUCUUUGGCAGCCCAGAAUGUAUUGGGUACGAUUCCACAAUCACCUUCUGGAAAAAUAUUUUGCUUCCCCCACCCCCAGGUACAGAUAUACCUGGUUAUCGCCCAUUCAAGAACCUUCCUGCCCGAGCUACUUGGAGUAUCACCAUUCCUGGUGAACUUGACAGUGAGUCUCUUGCUGCGUUGGAUGAGGAUCCCCAGGAACUGUCCCUUAAUGAUGAGGCUGGGUCAAUACUCCCCCCUGAUAAUGACCUUGAGCCGAUACCCCCCGCUGAUGACACCUCCAACUCAGAGCCAAUGCCCAAGUCCCGCUCCCUCCCCUCCUCCCUCGUGUCUUCUGCUGCAACCCCUUGUAGUCACUAG